This is a messenger RNA of Erigeron canadensis, 1518 nucleotides long. Its product is annotated as probable WRKY transcription factor 40. Bases 167 to 1216 code for a protein of 349 amino acids. Gene Ontology annotation, biological process: regulation of DNA-templated transcription. Gene Ontology annotation, molecular function: DNA-binding transcription factor activity; sequence-specific DNA binding. Lineage: Eukaryota; Viridiplantae; Streptophyta; Magnoliopsida; Asterales; Asteraceae. The record is from RefSeq and is a predicted model, not a curated record. The transcript is spliced from 5 exons.
UAAGUUCUUCAGUUGGCCUUCCCAUAUCUACCUAUUAUUAAGUUAUCUCGAUCUCUUCAAUUGCUAGCUACCACACCUUUCUAUAUAUAUAAACUGCAAGAUCAAUCUAGUUAGCAAGCCAGCUACUACAAAAGGCGGGAGGAUCUAGCUAGCUUAAUUAAUUUCAAUGGAAUACACAAGCUUGGUUGAUACUUCUUUGGAUCUCAACUUGAAUCCUACCAAUUUCCUUUCUCUAGUUCCUAAACAAGAAGCUCAUAGCAACUUCAUUGAGCUUGGACUAAAGAUGUCAUCCUUUAAUGAUGAGCAGGCAGCAAGUGCUUUAGUAGAGGAAUUGAAUAGGGUGAGUGCAGAAAACAAGAAGCUCACGGAGAUGUUGACUGUCAUGUGUGAGAACUACAAUGCCUUGCAAAGUCAGCUUGCUGACUACAAGACCAAGAAUCCGGCGCCAUCCGACACUACUGUCAACAACAACAACAAUUUCAAGAAACGGAAACCCGAAAACCCCAUCAACAACAAUAAUAAUAAUGAUCAUCAGAGAGGAAUGAUUUCCGAGAGUAGCUCAAGCGACGAGGAUUCUUGUAAGAAACCUAGACAAGCAGCAGAUCAACAACAACACAUCAAGGCCAAGAUCUCUAGAGUUUGUGUUCGUACCGAAGCUUCCGAUACUGGCCUCUUGGUCAAGGAUGGAUACCAAUGGAGGAAAUAUGGGCAAAAAGUCACAAGAGACAACCCUUCUCCUAGAGCUUAUUUCAAAUGCUCUCAUGCUCCAACUUGCCCCGUCAAAAAGAAGGUUCAAAGAAGUGUUGAGGACCAAUCCAUCUUGGUGGCAACUUAUGAAGGGGAACACAAUCAUCCCAGCCAAUCUAAAAACGAGCAAGCAGCAGCCAGCACUGGUUUGAACCGAACGGUGGCCACCACCACGCUCGGUUCAGUCCCGUGCUCCACGUCACUCGGCUCAUCCGGACCCACAAUCACUCUAGACUUAACAAACCCCCCGCCACCUAAACCACCAACUAACCACCCAUCGUUGGAAGAAAUUACAAAGGUGGUUGGUGGUGGUGGUAACCGAAGUAGUAGAGUUGACACACCAGAAUUUCAACAGUUUUUGGUAGAUCAAAUGGCAUCCUCAUUGACUAAAGACCCUAGCUUCAAAGCAGCAUUAGCGGCAGCAAUCUCCGGUAGAAUGGCUCAACAAAAUCAUACACAAAAGUGGUAGCUGCUAUCUACUUUCCCUAGCCAUAUACAGUACGUAUAUAUGAUGAUGAGAUGAUGCAUGUCGUAGCUAGAAUGAUAUACCACAUGGUUAAACAAAAAACAAAGAAAGCGCUAGCUAGCUAGCUAGCUAGUGGCAGGCCGGAAGCUUCUAUCUCAAAUCAUAUAUAUCAUAUAUAUAUAUAUGAGCAUAUAUAUUAGGAGCGAAAAAAUGUACCCAAAUUGUACUGGAUUGGAUUAAUUGGCUCAACUAGCUAGCUCAAACCAACUAUACUUUGAAAUUGUUCAUACAAAAGAUUGAGAUAA